Molecule: messenger RNA, 2005 nt
Organism: Nerophis ophidion (straightnose pipefish)
Lineage: Eukaryota; Metazoa; Chordata; Actinopteri; Syngnathiformes; Syngnathidae
Gene: b4galt2
Product: UDP-Gal:betaGlcNAc beta 1,4- galactosyltransferase, polypeptide 2
Exons: 8
Coding region: 721-1860 (379 amino acids)
Biological process (GO): carbohydrate metabolic process
Molecular function (GO): glycosyltransferase activity
Source: RefSeq, a predicted model, not a curated record
AGGAGCAGCAGGAACAGCAGGAGCAGCAGGAGCAGCAGGAACAUCCUUCAGUCCUCCGCUUUCACAGCAGAAGACAAGAAAAUGAGGUGAAAGCGGAGAGGAUGUGUUUAAAACGGGAAUGAGACUUUAAGGUCGACGGGGAGGAAGCUCGUUAAAGGUGGUGUUGGUGCUGCUGUUGGUGUUGGUGCUGCUGGUGUUGGAGUCAUAGCAUCAUCAGCUAUAGUGUCUCUGCCUCCUCGCAUGUUGGCCACAGAAAAGGUGCAACAUUUGCGUGCUUGCUUGGUGUUGGCCGCCGCUUGCAGGCGAGGAAGGAAGGAGUAUUGUUCCAGCGUCAUCAAGGUGCCUGAGGCGAGCCUCCAGGAGGUCAGCGUUAUCAGUAAGACCUCAGGCGGCGCUGGGACGACUUGUCACUGAGACGUCUUUGGUCCAACUGAAUGGCGCACUGGAGCUGGAGCGCAUGUGGCGUUGCCUUACAGCUUAGAUAACAUUCAUCGAUCCACAAGUGCAGUUUGGACCGAGUACCAUCCGGGGUCGAUGCAUAUCCAAUAGUUUGAGGUCCUUGGACAUGCAGGGACGCAUCAGGACAAAACUGGAGCCCCAUCAGUGACCCCCAUGACCUCUGGUGAACUACAUAUUGGAAUUGAAGUGGAUACUUACCACAGGACUGAGAGGAUGAGCGCGUCGUGGUAGCUGGUCGGGCGCCGCUCAUCGUCCUCGGCCAUGACCCGGCUGAUGUUGGGCCGGACUCUGGAGCGCAUCUGUAAAGGUGUUCUGCUGCUCUGCUUGCUCCACUUCCUCAUCAUGAUGAUCCUCUACUUCGAUGUCUACUCGCAGCGCUUCGACCUCUUCAGCCGCUUUAACAACGGACGUAACAGUUCCCGGAAUAAUGCCAGCACCGGACAUCAUUUUUACUACUACAACAUAUCGAGGCCCAACGCCACCUUAGCAAACUUCCUGGCUGCGGGCGAGCAGGCGAGGUCGAGCCUGCGGCCAGAGACCAACCAGGCGCCUUCACCCAAGCCCUUGCCGCCGUGUCCUGAGAACCCUCCUGGCCUUGUGGGACGCCUGCUGAUCGAGUUCAGCUCCCAGAUGAGCAUGGAGCGAGUGCAGAGAGAAAACCCCAACGUGACGGAGGGGGGCCACUACACCCCCCCGGACUGCCGGCCUCGAUGGAAGGUGGCCAUCAUCAUUCCGUUCCGUCAUCGUGAAAACCACCUGAAGUACUGGCUCCACUACCUUCACCCUAUCCUCAGGCGGCAGAAGAUCGACUAUGCCAUCUACAUCAUCAACCAGUUGGGCGAGGAGACGUUCAACCGCGCCAAGCUGUUAAACGUGGGCUACACGGAGGCCUUGAAGGACGGCGACUACAACUGCUUCAUCUUCAGCGACGUGGAUUUGAUCCCCAUGGACGACCGCAACCUUUACCACUGCUACGAGCAGCCCAGACACUUCGCCAUCGCCAUGGACAAGUUUGGCUUCAGGCUGCCCUAUGCCAGCUACUUUGGGGGAGUGUCGGGCCUCAGUAGAAAACAGUUUCUGAAGAUCAACGGCUUCCCCAACGAGUACUGGGGCUGGGGAGGGGAGGAUGAUGACAUCUACAACAGGAUCACUCUGAACGGGAUGAAAGUUUCCAGACCAGACGUUCGCAUCGGCCGCUACAGAAUGAUUAAACACGAGCGGGACAAACACAACGAGCCCAACCCUCAAAGGUUUAAUAAGAUCCAGAACACCAAGAACACCAUGAAGAAAGACGGCAUCAGUUCCCUGAGCUACAGAGUGGUCCAGGUGAAGAGGUACUCGUUGUACACAAACAUCUCGGUGGAGAUCGGCAAACCUCCCCCCCGGCAUUUCCGCGGCUAGGAGAACACUGAGGAUGAAAACUUGCUCUUGCUUCUUCUGGCUUUGAAGCCAAACAUGAAGAAGCAAUGGGAAACAUUGAAGUGACCGCAAGAGUUGUGGACGACAUCAACAUGAAAGUAUUGCACAUGGAAUUUCUUUUCUACUU